Messenger RNA from Eleginops maclovinus (Patagonian blennie), 1020 nucleotides. Its product is annotated as beta-2-microglobulin-like. Lineage: Eukaryota; Metazoa; Chordata; Actinopteri; Perciformes; Eleginopidae. The transcript has 4 exons. The coding region runs from base 164 to 514 and encodes 116 amino acids. The record is from RefSeq and is a predicted model, not a curated record.
AUGUAAAUUAAUGAUUGGUUGUGGUCCUGUAGUGGGCAGUCUUAGAGCGCUCGAUAAAUGGCAAGCUGAAUACUUUCGCUUUACAGUACAGUGGAGAAGGCACACGACAUUGUCUUAGGCUGUUGAGUUUUUAUUAAACUACAAAAGAAGAAUCGUCUCAAAAAUGAAGCUCCUCUUGUGUGUAGCAGCUCUUGUAGCUGUCACAUUUGCACAGGAUACCAAACACACUGCACCCAAGGUCCAGGUGUACAGCUAUGGCCCAGCAGAGUUCGGGAAGGAUAACACCCUGAUCUGCCAUGUGAGCGGCUUCCACCCCCCAGACAUCACGAUCGAGGUGAUGAAGGAUGAUGAGGAACUCCGCAACGCCAAGCAGACUGACCUGGCCUUCAAGAAGAACUGGCACUUCCACCUGACCAAGAGCGUGCCCUUCACACCCCAGAAAGGAGAAAAGUACACCUGCAAGGUCACUCAUGGUCCGACGGUGAAACACUAUGCCUGGGACCCUAACAUGUAAGUCUCAUCGAAGGCCCAGAUUGAGUGAUGCCGGAUUGUUUGGCCCCGUCUGCAGCAGCAUUUAUUCUUCACAUCUCCAAUCAGCUGAAUCAUAGUUUUUGUCAACUUUCUCUUUUUUUUCCACACAAAACAUAAACGUCAACAUCAUAUCAGGGGAACUUGCACUUACAGUACUUUGGUAAUGUGAGGAAAUGCAUGGGCUUUGGGAUAUUUCUUUAUUUGUAAUCAAGCAGUGUGUUGCUUAGAGGUCUUGCACAUAUUUUCCAGCCUUUGAUACUGCGAUGUUUUAUCAACUGGAGUGAUUUUGUUUGUGUACAAUAAUGGCAAACUGUAAUGAAUUCAACAUUAACCCAAAUGAGGCAAUCAAAUAGCAAUUGUUGAGAUAAAAGUUAAAAGGGUGUUUUUCUUUUCCUGGACCACAUAAAGGUGUGAUGUACAAUUUGGAUUUUUCUUUUAUGAAAGGUGCGUUUUAAUGCCCUCUUCUAAAUAAAAGCCUCUUUAAACCCC